GCACUUCGGUUAGUCUGAUGGAAACUGCUGAGUAUAUCGAACACACUGGAAAUAAAGUAAUAACUAAAGUGGUGGAACUAAGUGGUUCAUAGUUAAACAUACCAGCCAGAUUUUGUGUUAACUAAAUUAAUGUUAAGAAAUCGGGGUGAACAGUUGUCCUCCAAGCGUGAAUAAGAAGAAUUUCCUUGCAUCAGCAUUAACACAGACAAUGUUUCGUACAGAGUACGACGAGAAAGAAAAGUUGUGGAGUGGUUUGAAUAUUCCGCCGUUAUACAAUCCAAAAAUAUCGAUUGCACAAGUUCUUCUCAGAGCUUUGGCGAAAAAUGGUCCGAAACUAUCGCAGAUUAGUGACGAUAGUGGAAUCCAAAUGACCUGCGAUGAGAUUCGUUUGAAAGCGAUUCGAGCUGCUCAAAAUCUGCAGCAGCGGGGAUACGAACCGAAACAAGUGAUUGGAAUUAUGGCCAGAAAUUCACAUCAUCUGGCACCGAUUGUCUUCGCUUCGAUGUCGAUGGGUUGCCCGAUCAAUGCAAUCGGCUCAACAUUCGAUAGGGCGGAUCUAAUUCAAAAUUUGAGGACACCAGAACCAGUUGUGGUUUUUUGUGACGUCGACAUGUACGAUUGCCUUCAAGAAUGUUUAAACGAAAUGGGAAAUAAUGCGAAAGUGUUCACUUUCGGCGGCUCCAAAUGUGAUUCGGAAGAGGUGGAGAAUUUAUUCAUCGAAACUGGCAAAGAGGACAAUUUUCUACCAGUAGAAGUCGACGGCGUGAAUGAUAUUGCGGUGUAUCUUUCUACUUCCGGAACAACAGGGCUAUCAAAAGGUGUUUCCAUAACACAUGCCGCUCUUCUUGGACAAUUGUCUCAGGACGAUGUAUUGUAUCCAACUGACAUUGUUUUGAAUUUUAGUCAAAUUUUUUGGAUUGCCGGUAUUAGGGAAUUAUUGGUAGCAACAAUGAAUGGUGCAACCCGUAUAAUAACGACACAAUCCUUCACACCCGAGCUACAGCUUCGUUUAAUUGAACAAUAUCGAGUCACCUAUUUACUGAAUUUGCCAAUUCAGUUGACAAACCUUUUGAAAAGUGAUCGCCUUGCGACUGCUGACCUGUCAAGUGUACGAAUAAUUUUAGCCGGAGGAAAUAAAGUUCCGCUUCAGCUAAAACAAGAAAUGAACUCCAAAUUACCAAAUGGGUAUGUUCAUGUCGCAUACGGAUUGACUGAGUUGUGUGGCUAUAUUUCAUUGGACUUCCCUAAGUCCAGCGAUAACGACACAAUUGGCCAGUUGGUGGCUGGAGCUAAAUCCAAAAUAGUCGACGACGAUGGAAAUCGUUGUGGUGUCAACGUUGAUGGUGAGAUUUGUAUCAAAGCCACUAACAAGUUUGCUGGUUACUAUGAUAAUGAAACAGCCACUGCUGAGUUUUUUGACGAAGAAGGUUUCGUUCGAUCUGGCGAUAUCGGACAUUUUGAUGAAGAUGGCAAUUUGUACAUCGUUGAUCGGAAGAAGAACAUUUUUUUCUAUUGUGGCUUUACAAUCGAACCAUCUGUGGUCGAAAGCUAUCUGUCAGCGUCACCGGAUAUUAAAUUGGUCUGUGUGGUUGGAGUCGAUAAAAUUGUGUACAGUCUUGCAGCGGCUCUUAUUGUACGCGAUGAAAAUUCCAAUAUUACCGAGAAGGAGAUCAUCGAAAUGGUUGCAGCACAUUUUCCAGAUCAAUACCAUCUUCGUGGUGGAGUCUAUUUCGUCGAUUCGAUUCCAACAACUCGGAACGGCAAAAUAUCGCACAGGAAGGCCAGACAAAUGGCAGCGAGACUACAUGAAGAAUCGACUGAAGGCAACAAAGAUUCAUCAAUUUAAUCCAACAUUGCGCUCAACGUUCACAUUUGCAAUUUAGUAUUCCCGGAGUGCACAGAUAAAAAUAUGAGACUACAAUUUUUUAGGUCCAAGGGGAUUACUUUCAAAAAGUAAAUCUUCUGGAUUAUAUUUUUAAUCUUCGUUAAAAAUUUAAAAAAUUUAAUUCCUUCAGGGAUUAAAAAUAAGACUAAACAAUAAUAUAGGGGAUUGAACAAUGAUAAGAAAGAUAAGGAUGAUGUUGCUAAGAAUUUUCUGACGAUAAUUUGAUUGUCUUGAAAUCUCACCUUUAUGUUAAUUUGUGUUAAACACGAUUUACGAAGAAGAUACGGUUAUGAGAGAAAAUUUAAUUGAAACAUGCAUUAAUUUGGUCUUUAAAUGUUUCAGUGAGACUUCCGAUGUUUUUUUCUGCCUUGCGUUACAUAAAAUUUAAAGUAGGUCUGUAAAAAUACUGCCUGUGUGGUUGGGGUCGAUAAAAUUGUGUAAAAUUGUUUCAAGAAAUCGUUCAAUCAAUGUAGGCAUCGCAAACAUAGCAUAGAUAUAGAGAAAUUCAAGAUUGGAAUUGGAAAGAAACCCAAUGGGGACUGAAAUUUUGACAAGUUAUUUAUAAAUCGUCGUAAAACAUUAUUCCAAACAAAAAAUCGUUCAACGGUAUGUCUCUAAAAUGCACUGAUCUUUUUAUAAGUUCGUCUAAACUUCGAAACGUACAGCCGCCCGUAAGAAAACUACAAAAUGGCGGCCCCGUAUUUUUGAUUUUACACUAUUUUCAGAAAUUCUUUUGAUCAGAAUGGUCGAUACCCAUGUAGUUCUUGCUGCAGAACACCUUACGCAUACUUAUUUUCAUCGAGACUGGAAACGGCCUCCGGCACAUUUUAGGCGGCUGACACAAUGAAUCUGUGCAUUUUAGAGGCAUGCCGUAGAACAAUUUUUUGCUUAGAAGUUCAGCGUCGAAUUGGUCAAAACUUCAAUCCCCUAUUUUAACGGUCAACUAAUCCAUAUUACUAUGGGACAAUAGAUAGAUAAAUAGAUAUAAUUUUAUUGAGCAUAACCUAUUAAUUCACAAUUUCACAUCCCUGAAUUACUAUCAUCAUCAUGAUCAUCACAUUUCGUCUUAUCUUAAUAAAUUAAAGUGUUAUCUAACAUUCACCUACUUUGCGUCUCAUCAUUUUCAAAUUUUAAAUUUCAAAUAUUGCUCCACGAGCCACACAAACUAAUGUUCAUUUCACUUCAAUUCCUUUUGAAUUUAAAUUGUUGAAUACUUUAUAUAAAAAAUGGUAGUUGCUAAUAUUAUUGCGCCAUGUAUUUCUUAUGGCGCACUUAUUAUCGCACUCCAAUUUUAGAGCGAAUGCGCAAAAAAAAAACUACAGAAGAAUAUAAAAAUGAAAACCAUGAAAAAAAUAUUGACGUUUGAACUGACGAUCUUACCAUCUGGCAAUUUGCAUUUUAAUCCUCACGAAGAAUUAGUUUCUUUGAAAUAAGCCACGUUGGAAUUGAGAACCAACUGUAGCAGUGGAAAGAUCGUCGACUGGAGUGCAGUAGGUGCCGGGUUCAAAUCUCGUUCGAAAAAAAAAUUCUGUUUAAUAAAAUUUCUCAAUCCAGAUUCACAAAAAAACUUCUUCUCAUAUCAGAUGUUCAGGUAAAAACACCUAAAAACCAUAGCAUGACCAUAUACUAAAAAAAAUGUUUUAUUUUUUAUGAAGUGAAAGCCAAAUAAGCUAAAGUAUCGCGAUUCGACAGAAUUUUGAAAAUCUGAGUUUGAAUUCGAUUGUUACCGUUGUUAUCUUUGGAAGAUAUGUACCAGGAAGAUCAUAGCGACAAUUAAUUUUCUACGAAACUAGCUUAAUUAUAUUAAUUUUAAUGUUAAUUUCAGUUAAUUAUCAAGGUAUUAAUCGAAUUCCAGCUUCGAAGUAAUGCUAGUACAGUGCCGCUUUUAGCUUUUGGUCGCCAUAGGGCAAUUGGAAAAAUAGGCGCCAAUUUAGUAAAGCUACAUUUUUUUAAGGACCUCGGGCGCCAUUUUCUUCUGCUCCACUCCGGGCGCCACGGGCAUUUGCGCAUUUGGCCCAUAUGGAAAAGGCGGCAAUUAAAUUUUCACGCAUUUAAAACAUUUAAAUUAAUUAGAAAAAUUAGAUUUUACACUAAACUAUUUGGUUUUGAUUCACUUUUUCACAUACUAAAGAUUCUGAACACGAAGUGUAUGAAAACGAACAUGUCGAACCGCGAUACUUUACCUUAUACUUUUUUCGGCACUACAAAUAACAUUGCGAUCGUAUUAAAAAGAGAUUUUCAUUUCAACGCAUAAUAAACAAGUGUCGAAAGUCAGGGCAUAAAAGAUUAAAAUUUAAGUCCUUUUGGGAUUACUCAUUUGUGAAUAAGUUGAAGUAAUCCCUGAAGGGAUUAAAUUUAAAUUCUACAAAAGAUUCGGUAGCGUACUGUUAAUCUCAAAAAGAUUUAGAUCUGUGUCUAUAUUUUUAUCUGUGUGCGAAUACAGAAUUAGUUAAAAUUAACUGGUCAGAGGUUGUUCUCCGUGUGAACACUCUAUAUUGUUUUUAUUAAUAAAUACUUCAAUAUUA
Bradysia coprophila is the source of this 4410-nucleotide messenger RNA. RefSeq lists its product as uncharacterized. Gene Ontology annotation, molecular function: long-chain fatty acid-CoA ligase activity. NCBI's taxonomy places the organism in Eukaryota, Metazoa, Arthropoda, Insecta, Diptera, Sciaridae. Gene Ontology annotation, biological process: long-chain fatty acid metabolic process; fatty-acyl-CoA biosynthetic process. The record is from RefSeq and is a predicted model, not a curated record.